AGCCAAUGGUGAAGGACAACGAAGGUCAGGGGGAGGGUUCAAUAUUGUAAACAGCUAAUUCAUUUCGCUGGAGUGUCUUGAACAUCCAAGUUAUUGUAUUUUGGACUGAAAUUACCUAACUGUCAUGGCUGUGGCUUUACGCAAAAUUUCUCCGUGGCGAUUUGUCAGGGCAGUCCAAGUCACACACAUUCCCACUCUGAAGCUGCACAUGACUAGUUCUAUGAUGGGGGCGACGGUGGAGCAAUUCAAUCAUGCCAAGAGUCAGAUGGGCACACUGAAGGAAGACCCUGGCAAUGAGGCGAAGCUGAAAAUCUAUGCUCUCUUCAAACAGGCUACUCAGGGACCCUGUAACACCCCAAAGCCAGGGAUGCUCGACUUUGUCGGCAAGGCCAAAUGGGAUGCCUGGAAGUCUCUGGGUUCUGUAUCUCAGGAGGAUGCCAGACAGCAGUAUGUGGACCUGAUCGAUUCUCUGCUGGCUGCCGAGGGGCCUGCGGUAGCCGCACAGCCCACUGGGAGCGCUGCUACCUUUGAUACGCUGCUGGUCUCCACGGAGGACAACAUCACCACUAUCUGCCUCAACAGGCCACAGAAGAAAAACGCCAUCACUGUGGAGAUGUACAACGAGGUCAUCAAGGCUUUGGAGCAAGCUGGCAAAGAUGACUCUGUCAUUACUGUAAUCACAGGUAGUGGAGACUUCUACUGCAGUGGCAAUGACCUGACAAACUUCACCAAAAUCCCAGAGGGUGGAAUCGAGCAGAUGGCAAAGAAUGCAGGCGAGUUGCUAAGGGAGUUUGUCAAAGCGUUCAUCGACUUCCCUAAGCCCCUGGUUGCAGUGGUCAAUGGUCCGGCUGUGGGCGUGUCUGUCACUCUACUGGGGCUGUUUGAGAUUGUCUAUGCCACAGAGAGGGCUACAUUCCACACCCCCUUCAGCCAGCUGGGACAGAGCCCAGAAGGCUGCUCCUCCUACACCUUCCCUAAAAUAAUGGGCAAUGCAAAGGCCAGUGAGAUGCUGCUGUUCAACAAGAAGCUGAGUGCCGUCCAAGCUUGUGCCCAGGGCCUGGUGACCGAGGUCUUCCCUGACAGCAGCUUCCAGACCGAGGUGGCCACCAGACUCAAGGCCUAUGCCAAGCUGCCCAGAAAUUCCCUAGCCCUGUCUAAGCAACUGAUCCGUGGGACAGAGAAGGAACAUCUCCACACUGUCAACGACCAGGAGGUGGAGCGCCUGGUGGAGCGCUGGCUCUCAGAUGAGUGCAUGCAGGCCAUCAUGAGCUUCUUCCAGGCUAAGGCUAAGCUGUGAGGAGAUCCUCCCCCAGAGACCCACAGACAGAGCGCCUAACCAGAGUCAUGCCCAUUAGGUAUCAAUCGGGAAAAAAUGGACCGAAACACCCUCAUUUACAUUUUCCGUUGUAAAACAUUUGAAAAUGUAUUCUGUCAUGUACCCUAAUGAGCAUGACCCACAUCACACCAAUCUGUACCCCACCCCCACCUUUUCCUCCCCUAGUACAGCUCCAGCUUAGAUU
This is a messenger RNA of Oncorhynchus keta (chum salmon), 1520 nucleotides long. It is a transcript of the gene eci2, whose product is annotated as enoyl-CoA delta isomerase 2. The transcript is spliced from 10 exons. Gene Ontology annotation, molecular function: fatty-acyl-CoA binding. NCBI's taxonomy places the organism in Eukaryota, Metazoa, Chordata, Actinopteri, Salmoniformes, Salmonidae. The record is from RefSeq and is a predicted model, not a curated record. Bases 125 to 1297 code for a protein of 390 amino acids.